GGUUUUCAGCUCCAUUGUGAGAGAGAGAGAGGGAUAGAGAGAGAGAGAGAGAGGGUUGACGCGUCAUCCAGACAUAAAUUUGCUAUUAUAAAGCCUCACGGAGACUCACGUCCACAGGAUCCGGCGCUUGUGAGUCGGGAAAACCCCCUCGGUGGAUAAAUCCAGCAGAGAGCGACAGUAAUGCGUACAAGAAGCGCGGCGCUAUUUGGGUGCAUGCAUUUCUAUGUGUGUUGGUCUGGAUACGUCGUCUAGAAGAAUCCGGAGUUGACAAGUUUAGGCAGAAAGAAGAAAGACUCGUUUUUGUUUCCUUUUCAAUUUCACAUCCUUAGAUAUUCUGAUCCGCUGUAUGGAGACGCUCGUUUUAUAGGACAUGACGGGGACUCCGUUCCUGCUCUGCGAAGCCAAAACUCCGCUCAAUGCGAGGGGAGCCCGAAGUUCAUAAAAGGGAUUAUUUGCAUCUGGGUGCCUGAGACCUUCGGUGCCUCCGGAUUUUACUUUUUUUUUGGACUUGGGGAUUUAUCGGUUCUCGCCAGUGAUGGAAAGCCGAGAUUUCGCUCCUCCGCACCACCUCCUGACGGAGCGGAGCGCGCUGGUGCACAGCGCCGCGUCUCGGAUGGCGCCGGGCGGCCACGGCUCCGUGCAGCACCCGGCUCACUUCCAGCCCGGGAAAUACUACUCGUCCCACCUCUCCAUGGCUCCGCACUCAGGUGCUUCCUUCAUGGGUUCCUUCCUGGCCAGCAGUCUGGGGUCACCGCCUUCCCACCCUCCUCACCCGUCAGGACCUGCGGCCUCCCCCUCCUCCCCCUCCUACAGGGCUGGACCCCAUUCAAGCGCUUCCCCUAUAUGGUUCCCCCAUUCGCAUGAAGGGUACCCCAGCUAUUCAGGAAGUCUUGGCUCUCCUUUUCUCCCCAUGAGUUCCCUGGAUCACCAUAGCAACGGUCUCUAUGGACAGCACCGCUUCUAUGAAACUCCAAAAGAUCACUUCUACCUGAGAGGCCUUCCUCCCCAGCCCCCUUUGCUCUCCACCAAUCACAGCCUUCCCCCUUUGUCCAGGACUGCCCCAGGCCACCCUCUUGGCUCUUGCAGCCGAGAGAUGGACAAUGGGGGAGGAGGGGGGAAGAGCACCAAGGAUGUGGGCGAGAAAGGGUUGUCAUCUGUGUCGAAGGACAAGGAGCGAUCAAGCAGCAAGGAGCGACACCAGGAGAGCAAAGACAAACAGCAUCAGCUCCAUCAUCACCACCUUCAUCAGACACACUCUGCCACCACUCCAUCGAGCUACCACCACCAAGCUUACCCCCAUCCUCACCAUGCCCUUCUUCCUCACCUCACACCCCAGAGCAGGGAGGAGGAGCACAGACACUCUCUGGAGCGACACAAGGAGUACAGAGACAGUGACUCGGGAAGCCAGGGGACAAAAAGUAUGACUGCUUGUAAACUGUCCAGUGGUUCAGGGUCAGAAAGUGGCUCCGGAGGAAAAGGGGGAACGAUGAGCAGUUGUAGUGGUGGUGGGCUGGGCAGGUCUCCAUCUGGAGGUGGCAGACGGUGCUCCAAGGAUGGAGCCAUAAACGGGGAGAUGAGGAUCAGUGAAUCCUCCACUUCCUCGUCUGAAUGUAUGAGACGAGGGUCGGCUGCAGCAACAGCCAUCUUGUCAGCUCCUACUCCCCACUCUGUGGCCUCCUACUCAAUGCCUCCUCCUCCCCCUCCGCCACCUCCUCCUCAUGCCUUACACAUGGGUGCCACAGUCACAGGAGGGUGGAUACACCACGCACAUAACCACCCUCAUCCUGAGUUUUACUGUUCCCCUCUUACACUGACGCCCUCAAAAGAUACCACUUCCGCCCCUGGAGGGUCUGGCAGGGAGGCGAAAGUCAUUGGCCCAACAUAUUUGCCGACAGUUGGGCCCCUGGGAGACCUGGCAGCCCCAGAAUGUCGUGGUUCAGGAGGAGGCGGGAGAAGGGGAGAUGAUAAGAGUGGAGAAGGAUCUUAUGAAAGUCCCUCUCAUCACCUCAACCGACUAAGCAGUUGCCAGAAGAAGGACAGAUCCCAGCCACACCAGCAGCAGCUGGGAUACGGAAAAGCAGACAAACCUCCUGACUGGAACCACCAGACACAGAACUUCCACAAACCCAACUCCAACAUGAACUCUCAGCCCGAGCUACGGUCCUGCAGCCUGGAAAGAUCUUCAUCCAUUAGAGAUAUAGAGGUUGUGGAUGAUGUUUACCGACCCUCACACCCACUAGAUGGCCAGGGGUCACACCCUGCCGCUGGACAGGGCACUUCCAAGAAUGGCUCUGAUACAAGCACUCCUCCCUUUAGGGACUGUUCCCGCUCGAGUCCUCAUCCAGAUGGGAAGGUGGGAUCAGGGGCUCAGAGGGAGGGACAAAAGGUUGCAAGGAUAAGGCAUCAGCAGCAUAGCAGCCAUGGAGCAAGUACAGAUGAAAGGGCAAGAGACGGAGGUCAGACGGCACCUUCCUGGGGGGCUCGAGAGGGCAACCAGGAGGACCAGAGGAAAGGCUCCCAUCAUGCAUCAGUUGGUAAUGGUGAAGUAAGAGGGCUCAACAACCGAGCUUCAAUUAAUGACCAGCCCCAUUCUCAACCCCCUCCACCUCUAUCCCGUUCCACGUCACACACCACUGAGGAUGAGGGCAGUGCCAUGAAGAACCUAAUGAACUACAGCUCCCAGCAGCCAUUGCUUCUGCCACAGCGGAGCCCCUUCGGAGGCCUGGGCUGCCUCAAGCAGGGAGAGAGAUCAGAGAAGGGGGACAGAGGAGGAGCUAAGCGAGAACCUCUGCAAGACCCGCUCAAACAGUCGCUCCCUCCUCGCCGGGGCCCCACUAACGAGGGAGAGAAAGGUGACAGAGGUGGGAAAGAGUCAGGGGACGCAGGAGAGGGGGAGGUGCGGCAGCCUCCGGUGGGUAUUGCUGUUGCGGUAGCCCGACCACCCCAUCGUUCCCCAGACAACACCCCUGGACACAGCAGACAAGGCAGGGUGCUUCCCAGCAUGAAAGGGGUGUCUCGCUCUGUGUAUCCUCUUGGCCGGGAGGCAGAGGAGAGGAAGAGGAUGACAGAGGAGCAGAUCAGCCUUCAUCAUCUGGACAGAGACAGAGAGCUAAUCAUCAGGGAAAACAAGGAUCGAGUGGAGUUCGCCAGGAUCCACCCUUCUAGUAGUUGCCACGGUGACCUGACCUCCCACCUCCUGGUUCCAGCCAACCAGUUAGGGCCGGACCCUGCUGCACACGCUCACCCAGCUCACCACCACUGGAUGCAGAGGACGGGGAGCCCCUCCCUCUGGAUGGGGCAUUCGUACAGUCUAAGCCAUGUUGGAAUGAGCCCCGGCUUCCCAACAGGUCUCCCCGGCUCUCUGCAGCCCGUCUUGGGGUCACUCACCCAAGACCCUAACUCUACGCUGGUGGUUCUUCCGACAGAACCGGGGCCUCAUCAUCAUCUCGAUGUUUUGGAGCAGUCAGGACUGUGGCCUCCUGUCUACGGCGGCCGCGGCCCCCCUCCUCACCUGCAGCAUCACCCUGUCUACUCCCGCUCCUCAUUCCUACGGCAGCAGGAGCUGUACGCCCUGCAGCACCAGCAGCACCAGCAGCAGCAGCGAGUCAUGGAGCACAUGCAGCGCCACACCAUGGGACAGAGAAAACACGACGAGCAUCCCAUUACGAUAGAAGACUCUCCUCACCAGUCUUCCCGCAAUGCCUCCUCAUCCUCCUCCGCCACCUCAUCUCAUGCAGCCAAGCCCUUCUCUCACACUCCUCCUCCACCCAAGACACUCACGCCUUCUCCGGGGAUGUGUCCCUCCAGCCGUCACUCGCCCUGCUACCACUCCCCGUCCAGGCGGCCGCACCCGCCGAACCCCCUGACCCCAGCUCCGAGCCCGGCCGCCGCGGCUCCCCGCUCCCCGGCGCUCAGCCCCGCUCCCUCGCACCUUUCCAAGGGGCUGGAGAGGGGCAGCGACAGAGGAGAGGGACAGCCGCCUCAGGACUACCCACAAUCCCUAGAGCCAGACUUGCCACCUGUUUACUCCUACCCUCCGAUCGCCAUGGGUUACAAGGCCAGGCCAUCACCUGCCGAAGCCAGAUUGGCUGAACAGGCCACGGUGGAGGCAGAGCCAGCAGAGCCCGACUCCAAGUCCCACCCACAUCCGUGCCACAUCCAGCCUCUCACAAAAGAAGAGGAGAGCAGGGAGGAAGAGGAGGAUGGAUCGAGAGACUGUGAAGUGGUGGAAUCUCAGAGUGGAGUCGCAGAGGAAGAGGAGGGGGAACGGAGGGUGGAGAAGAGAGGAUGCUCUGUCUCCGAGCCAGGGAGCACGAUUUCUGGAUUGCUGCCAUGCCCUUCCCCGGCUCCAGUCCCAGAUCCAGCCAGCCCGGCCACAGCCACGGGCAAAGCCCUAAAAGUAGAUCUCUCCCUGGGUUAUCCGGGCCAGAAGGCCGGCCUGGAGGAGCCCCAGCUAUCCAAAGAGCAGGAGGAUGAUAGGGAGCAUGGAAAAGAGGACACGGGGGAGGAGGAGGAGGGAGAGAGAAUGGAGCCCGACACAACAGAAUGUAUCGUCUCUGUGCCUGGAGAGCCCAAAGAGGAGGAGAAGGGGGAGGAAGAGGAGGACGGGGACAAAAAUGGAGAGAAUGUAGAGGUGGCCGAGGAUGAGGAGGAAGUGAGAGGGAUGAGUCCCGUCGAGGACCUGGCGGUAGUCCCAUGUAGCUCACCUGCUCCCUCCCCGGCCUCCGACCCCUUCCUGCCUCCCUUAGCGAGCACGGCCACCCAGCUCCAGGGGGCCUACAUGUGGAGCCUGGAGCUGCUGAUCGCCGCCGCUCUGUGCGCCACCAGGGAUGCCUUGUACCCACCCACACCUGUCAGCCGGGCCCCGAGCCCCCCACCCAACAACGGCAUGGCGAUACUGGGAGAGCUGGCCGAGCUGGAGAUUCAGCAGAGGAGCAGGCAGAGCACAGAGAAAACCCCUGAAGGUGAGGACAUGCUGACCUUUGACCUCCACAGUCUGGCGACGCUGGCGGCCGCCCGUGCCCUGGAGAUGGGGGGAUGCGCUGAGGAUGUGCGGGCGGACCAGCAGUGUCCAAUCAGGGAGAGGCUCAACCUGCGCAGGAAGUGCAGCUGGACGCCUCGCCACGAGCCGGCAUGCCCAGUGAAGGGCUCCAUGGAGACAAUGGGAGGGGAGGAGCUGUCCAUGCGUGUCCAGCUGGCUGAGUUACAGCGCCGCUACAAAGAGAAACAGAGAGAACUGGCCAAGCUACAGAGGAAACACGACCACCAUAGAGAGGAGACGUCUCGCAGCCCUGCCCGCCGGGGGCCUGGCCGCCCCCGCAAGCGCAAGUCCACCCCCGGCCCAGCUGCUGCGGAGAGUUCCAAGAGACUCAGGGUUGAGCUAAGUUUGCUGGAGGAGAAAGACAGGAAGAAAAUGUCCAAUCACAGCUUGAACAGCCUCAGCGCUGCCCAGAUGAAAGCUUGCUGUAAGCACAGAGGGCGGCCCAGCACCCUGAGCUCCAGAAUGGCCCGGCGGGUGACCCAGCUGAAGCAGAAGGCCGCAGCCCAGCGCGGCGUGUCGUCAGCCGGCCCGCUGCACUGCAGAGGGGACCCUGGAGAGGAGGAGACGCCCAAGAGUCACUGUAGACAACAAGGAGGCAGAGACCCUCAGCAAGACUGGGCAGCCAGGCAGACGAUGAAGAGGAAGAGGGGCCGGAAGCCUAAAGUGUUGACCGGUGUGGACUCGCACAGAGUCCAUCACAAGGACGGCCGGACCUCUGACAAACAGGGAGUCAGGGAAGAGAAGAGUCACAGUGAGAGCUCCGAGCACGAGGACGAGGAGGACGGCAGCUACGACAGUGACGGCGGUGACAUCAAGAUGGGCUCGUGCUCUAGAGAAACUCCCACGCACCCUGCUGGGAUUUCACCUGGCUCCUCACAGUCAACCAAGCUCCAGACAAACCAGAGAGCCAGGAGUAAGAGACCAGGGACCACAGGCAUGGAGGGCAUGUCCAUUACAGACCAGCGGACAGCACUCAGAAGAGCAAGCCCCUACAGCACAGAGAGGAGACGCCAAGACCACCACAGGAGUAAAAGAGCAUCUCUGCUUAGCUGGGGACUGUCAGCAGUGGGCUGCAGCUUUGGGGACGGCCGGGGGAACCAGACGCAAGCCAACAGGACCAUCAAGGAAACCAUGAAGAAGACCCCGGGAGGACAGGGAAUUCUGGGGAAGGCUAAGGGCCAGGCGGUGAGCCGACUCCUGCAGAGCUUCGCGGCUGACGACGGCUUUCGGUUGGAUGAGGAGAGCAGCUUCUCUGAGGGGGAGGAGGAGGAGGAGGAAGAGGAGGAGGAGGAAGGAGAAGACGAGGAGGAGGAAGGAGAAGAAGAGGAGGAGGAGGAGGGGGAGGAAGGGAAUGAGAAGAAGUCGAUCCACCUUCCUCCCAACAUGCCAUGCAGAAUACCCGCCCUGCCUAACUGUGUGCUGAGUAAAGAGAUGCUGGUGGACGGACUGAAGAUCCUGAUCUCUAAGGAGGAUGAGUUGCUGUACGCCGCCUGUGUCCAAACCCUGGACCUGCCUGACAUAUUCAGUGUUGUCAUCGAAGGAGAACGAGGGAAUCGCCCCAGGAUCUACUCGUUGGAGCAGCUACUACAAGAAGCAGUGUUAGACGUGCGUACCCAGACUGAGGCCAUCCUGACGGCAGGGACGCGAGUUUGUGCCUACUGGACCGAGCGAUCUCGCUGCCUUUACCCUGGAUAUGUCCACCGAGGAGGUCCAGGCGAGGUGGAGAAGGAGGGCAGUGUGAUGGUGGAGUUCGAUGAUGGAGACAGAGGAAGGAUCUCACUCUCAAACAUCAGACUUCUGCCGCCCGGAUACCAAAUCCACUGUGCGGAACCCUCUCCGGCUCUUCUGAUCUCACUUGGUCGCCGCGGUCGACAAGGCUCUAUCCAGGAGAAGAAGGACACGCCUACAGAGAAGCCAACCAAUGAGGAGCUAGCAGGCAGACCGCAGGAGAAAAGACCAGUUGGCAGACCGAAGAAAAUUCACUCAUUGCCUAAGACUGCCAGCACCCUGACGUCAGUAACAGACACUGUAACCAAAAAUGACACCUCUUUGAUGAGUUGGUCCAUGCCCAGGAAGAGGCCACCGGUUGACUUCUUCCUCUUCAAUGGGACGUCCCGUAAGACCCAGAAAAAAAUACAGGGGCGAGACUUAGGUUUGUUCCAUCCGCCUGCCUCUCACUCACUUGUACCCCCAUCCCCCGUCAAAGGUAUCUUUGGCUCUCCUUUUGUAGUCGACUCAUUCAGUAGCAUCGCCAAUGGCUACUCUGCGUUUGGGAGCAGUGGAAACUCUGGAGGUGGGCGACCAGCCACCACGGUAGCUUCCAUGGGACCCCGGGACUCCUCCUCUUGUUCCUCUGCUGUCACCCCGGCAAACGCAGCUGGGAGCAGGAAGCCAGUGGGUGAACGGGACAGGAAACCGUUUCUGGUGAAGCUUGACCACGAAGGAGUGACCUCUCCUAAAACAAAGAACGGCAAGGCCCUGCUUCGACUUGGAGGAAGCGGAGGGAGAGAAGCACCACUGCGAUACAUCCACCCGUCUCUGCCGGUGAAGGAGGGAAAGAAGACACGAGGAGAAAGAGAUGAUGCCGGGGCCCAAUCUGAGGCUCCACCUGUGAGAAAGGAUCUUCCGUCAGCUGCUGUGGGAGUCCAAGGUGGGGAUUACAGUUUGGACUACCCAAGUGACUGUCCCAGCUCCUACUCUGAGCUGGAUGAGGAAGAUGAGGAUGAUGGUCAAGGUGUUGAAUCACGUAGAAGAGGUGCAUCAGAGACAUCUCAUCGUGGUGGUCGUUUUCUCUCUCGUCUUUCCGCUUGCUUCUCCUCAUCUUCCUCCUCUUCCUCCUCCUCCGGAUCCAUCUCCUCAUCAUCCCUCUGCUCUUCAGACAACGAUUCCUCCUACUCCUCUGACGAAGAGUCCUCCUCUGUGCUGCUGCGCCGUGCACUGCUCCAGCAGGACAAGCACAAGCACAGGCAGAACGUAAAGUCUGACCAACUAAAUCCUGACCCUACAACCUCCAGCUCUUCUCCCUCGGUCUCCGGCCCGGCUCACGGCUUUGUGGCAAAAGCCAACAUGGCCGUCACUGGGUCGAAGGGGAGGGCUGACAGAGCAGAAGACAGGAAAGAGUUCAUAUCCAAAGGAAGUGUGGGGGCUAACAGUAGCACGGCAAAGACCCGGCUGAAGAGGAAAGAAGCAGGUUCUAACAGCCACCAUCAGAGCCAAAUCAGUCCUGUUAACCAGCAACCGAAACCCGCUGCCAAGGACCCGGCAACAACAAAGAGGCAGAGGAUGUCGUCACCUGAGCCUCUUCCCAUCAUGGCUCCAGUGCUGCAUGGGCGCCAGCUGUGGAAAUGGUCCGGCAACCCCACACAGAGGAGAGGUCUGAAGGGUAAAGCCCGCAAACUUUUCUACAAGGCCAUUGUGAGGGGAAAAGAGACGGUGCGUGUCGGGGACUGUGCCGUGUUCCUGUCACCUGGUCGGCCACAGCUGCCUUACGUGGGCCGGGUGGAGAGCCUGUGGGAGUCAUGGAGCUCCAGCAUGGUGGUCAGGGUCAAGUGGUUCUACCACCCGGAGGAGACUCGUCUGGGGAAGCGACACCGCGAUGGCAAGAAUGCCUUGUACCAGUCAAGCCACGAGGACGAGAAUGACGUGCAGACCAUCUCCCAUCGCUGCCAGGUGGUCAGCAGGGCCGAGUAUGAUCACCUGAUGCUUGAACGCAAGCCGGGGAACUCGGCGAACGACCAGUUCUACUUGGCCGGAACCUACGAGCCAACCACUGGCCAGUUAAUCAGCGCAGACGGCAUGGCCAUUGUUUCCUAGAACCAGCGGCCAUGGAGGGAAAUCUAAAUAUUAGACACGGGCUCUGGAGUCGACUGCCUCCAGGAAGGGACAGAGGGAAACCAAGACAAGAGUUUCAGCUCUGCUUAUUCAUCUGUCCCUUGCAAGCUAAGGAGCUAGCCCACCGGUUAAAGUCCGGCAGUGGUGGCACUUAAAAGGGGUCCGGUUUGUUCUGGAGAGAAAAAGUUCUGAUCAUGUCAGAUUUAACCUUUUUAUCAGACCUGGACUGAGGCUCCUUUUUGCAGUGGAGCCGGCCGUCCCUCUUUGAAAUAACAAAGGUAUCUCGCCACAGCGUCAAGAGAACUGCAACGAGAGAACAGGAACCACGGACGUGAGCACUUUGGACAGUAGCUUGGAGGGAGGGUGGCAGAUUUCGAUUUCUGAGACAAUGACAGACUCAGAGAGCAGGAGAGACUGUAUGGUAAGGGGAAACUUACUGUAAACCACACUGGUUUGGAUGGUUGUAAUGGUCUUAUACUGGUAGUAUGUUGAUGACAACGAUAACCCAAUGUGGGAGAUGCCCAACAGGACCAAAAAGCACUGUUGUACGGACUUGUGUGUAAAUGUUUGUGUGAGUGUUUGAAGAAUGGCUGUGUUGACCCUGUUUGGCAUUUAAUGAGCUCUAAGUAAAUAGUGCUUUAGCGUGCGUGUGUUUGUAUUGAAUGUGUGUGUGGCCGCGCGCGCGUGUGUGUGUGAUCAUGCACGUGUACGCCUGUGCUCAUCAAGCAAAGAUGACGUCAUGACACAAUGUCUCUAAUACUCAGAAUAUUAAUCUAUCCAGUACGUAACGUGCAGUUUUCAGUCCUUCCGACGGAAACACCCGACGUUUAUUGUUUUUGUUUUCUCCUGUCAAGCCAUACACGUCAAUACCUCUCUCUCGUAUCCUCCGAUUCAGGUGCGAAGACACAUGUACAGGUAGUUGGAUUGUCUAUUUGAACUGUGGGUGCGUGUUGGUGUGCGUGAGCGUGCGCGCUUUGUACAGCAUUAUUGUAUAAAAUGACAUGUUGUAAAUAGUAUACAUAUAUAUUUGUUCUUAUUUGUUUUCUUUUGCAGAGAAGAUUAUUUUAUUUAGAUUUUUUUAGGGUGUGUGUGGGUGGGUGUGGGAGGGUCUGGCAGAGGGAGGAGGUCGGGUUAAGUUUCUCUCUCGAUGCACUGAACAGGAUCGGAGGCUCGGACUUGUACAACUGAUGUGAAGACUUAGUGGUUGUAAGCCCUGCUUUAGGGAUGAACACGUACAAAGGGCGUUUGGGAAAUGUUUUUAUAAGGAAAUCAGAAAAAGGCUCUUUUUAAACAUGUGUCCAAAAUCCCUUCUUUUUUAAUUAUUUUUGCUUUGUUGGGAUAAGAAUGUGCAUUUCCUGUUGGGAGCUUUUUUCUUCACAAAUACUGGAAAAGAAACUGAGUUUCUGCUGUUCACGGAUCCUGAAAGAAUCUCGUUCUCCUUUAUCUAUUUUAUCCUGUAUUUCCUAUAUGAAAUGUAGAUAUUUAUCUGGCAUCGAAACUAAACAUACCAAAGCACCUGCGAGUUUACGCUUCACCGCAUUAGAAGGAAAAUUAUUUUAUGAAAAUAGACAUAAAAAAUGACGUUCAAUCAAAUCUGAAUCCGGGACCCCUGCAAUCACCGAGGUAUUUGAAGUGGAGUUCCUCUCGGUGUGUGCUCAUGUUCACCCAGCGUUGCUAUGACAGCCCUCGGAGGAACGUUGCAGCAACAUUGUCUGCGUGCUGCCCAGCUGAUGCACUUGAGGUCUCUAUGGCAACCAGAAUGGCAUCACGUGACUGUGAAGGACAAUCAGAGCCAAUCAAUGGGACAAUUGUGAGAGACAAAAAAAAAAAAAAAAAAAACAAGAUAAGGAUCAAAUCACAAAUUAU
Pleuronectes platessa (European plaice) is the source of this 10738-nucleotide messenger RNA. It is a transcript of the gene bahcc1b, whose product is annotated as BAH domain and coiled-coil containing 1b. The coding region runs from base 536 to 8854 and encodes 2772 amino acids. The transcript is spliced from 28 exons. The record is from RefSeq and is a predicted model, not a curated record. Gene Ontology annotation, molecular function: chromatin binding. Lineage: Eukaryota; Metazoa; Chordata; Actinopteri; Pleuronectiformes; Pleuronectidae.